AUGGAUGGUCAGCAAGUGUGUAAUGAUUCGAAGCUGUACAAAAAAUCCACAUCGAAAGAAGAGAAGAAAAACAACGUAUUGCAACUGUGGGGAAACGAACGUACAAUGAAUUUAAACCCACUCAUCUUGGAAAACAUACGAACUUCGUAUUACUUUAAAGUGAAUCUUCGCAAGUUGAAAACGUACCACGAAGUCGUCGAUGAAAUUUAUUACAGAGUUGGUCACCUAGAACCGUGGGAAAAAGGAAGCCGAAACACAACUGGGUUAACGGCACUGUGUGGAGGUGUUAGAGGGGUUGGUGCGGGAGGGAUUGUAUCAUCAGCUUACUGCUUACUGUAUAAAAUGUUUACGUUAAAAAUGACUCGAAAACAGGUCAAUGGUUUGAUUACUCACCCUGAUUCCCCUUACAUUAGAGGUUUAGGUUUUAUGUAUAUCAGAUACACACAGCCUCCACAAGACUUAUGGGAAUGGUUCGAGCCAUUUUUAAACGACAAAGAAGAAAUUGAUGUAAAGGCAGGAGGGGGCCACGUUAUGACAAUAGGAGAUAUGUUAAAAAGAUUUCUGACAAAACUGCAAUGGUUUUCCACAUUCUUUCCACGAAUUCCGCAGCCAAUACAACAGACGAUCGAUAGGAAAUUACCGGUACUGACGACAAGGACACGAAACGAAUUUCGGGGCAAUGGAACGACUCGGCGUAAUUCUUUUAAGGAAUAUCAUACAGCUGCAAAAGUAGAAAAGGGAAAGACCGCCAUUUCCUCGAAUUCGUGUAAUUCAGAGAAAGAAAGUUCAGCUAGUUCCAAGAAAAGGCGACAUUCAUUUGAAUACAACGUCCAGAAUACAAAUAGAAGAGCAAAGGAAAGAAGGUGUAAUUAA
Messenger RNA from Schistocerca americana (American grasshopper), 873 nucleotides. RefSeq names its product pre-mRNA-splicing factor 38B-like. The record is from RefSeq and is a predicted model, not a curated record. NCBI's taxonomy places the organism in Eukaryota, Metazoa, Arthropoda, Insecta, Orthoptera, Acrididae. Gene Ontology annotation, cellular component: precatalytic spliceosome. The coding region runs from base 1 to 873 and encodes 290 amino acids. The transcript has a single exon.